UGGAAGGGUAUUAGAACUUAUUUCUUCGUUGGCAGGAAAUCCCAACUCUGUGGAUGCACCCUAGCUGUGUGUAAGUGCGCGUGUGAGGGCUGCGUGUGUGUGAGUGCCGAGUGCGUGCCUCUUGUGAGUGUCGACCAUCUUGAAACGCUGGACUCUCCGAGAAUACCUCAAUCACUUGCCUUUCCAACUCCAACUCCCAAGGUCUCUCUCUCUCUCUCGUUUUCAUUGAAGGGUCCCUUUCCCUUUCUUUCAUUUCAACGGCACUCUCCCACAUUUCCCUUUAAGCAUACAACUGUAGAGUUGCGAACAAUUAACAAAAGGUCCAACUUCAAAUGCAGAUUUGUAGGAUGAAUUGUUGAUCACAGUUAGGUUUUGUGGAAUCUGGAGUCUCACUCGGUUGAACUUCCUACUUUCUUCAUCCUUUUUUCUUUUAUAUGGAAUGUGAAGUAGGAUUGGAUGAGAAUUUCAAAUAGGUUUGCACAUUUUGAUGAAUUUUGUGUCUGGAGAUGGAUCCUCCUUCUCUGAUUAAUGAAGGUUCGUUUCCCGCCGCUAACCCGUCCCCUUAUAGCUUGGCUGAGAUUUGGCCGUUUCCGCUCAAUGGUGGUGGAGGUGUUGGAGAUUCCGCUGGUGUUUUGGGAUUGAGGAGGAAUAAUUUUGGGCAGAAUUUGGGUGGGUUUGUAGAGAGUGCCGGGACGGGGACGGCGGUGAAUCGGGAUAUGUCCAUCGAUGAGUCAACGAUUACGGAGCAGAGCGUGAGUCGUGGUGGGAAUGGAAGGAAGCGUAGAGAUGCUGGUUCGGAGGAUGAAUCGUCUAAGCUUGUCUCUACAAGCAGUGGCAAUGAUGUGAACGAUUGUGAUGGUAAACGUCUAAAGGUUUCGAGAUCCAAAGAUGAAAAUGGUGAUUCAAAAACUGAAACAGAAGCAAGUUCUGGCGCUGGUAACAAGCCAGCUGAACAAAACACACAACCUCUUGAACGGCCUAAGCAAGAUUACAUUCAUGUGCGGGCAAGGAGGGGCCAAGCUACUGACAGCCACAGUCUAGCAGAGAGAGCUAGGAGAGAAAAGAUCAGUGAGAGGAUGAAAGUUCUUCAAGAUCUGGUUCCUGGAUGUAACAAGGUCAUUGGCAAAGCUGUGGUCCUUGAUGAAAUAAUUAAUUACAUCCAAUCACUCCAGCGUCAAGUUGAGUUUUUGUCGAUGAAGCUUGAAGCAGUUAAUUCAAGAAUGAACCCAGGCAUUGAAGGAUUCCCUUCAAAAGAUUUUGGUGCACAGACAUUUGAUACUACUAGUAUGGCAUUCAGUUCACAAGCUGCAAGGGAAUAUGGCCAAGGAUCACCACCAGAAUGGCUGCAUAUGCAGAUCGGUAGCAGCUUUAAAGAUCAGCACAAUUUUAGUUAAUUCUCAUCAAUUGGCAAUAAAGGGCAUCAAGCAGCUUGCUUCCUCUUCCAGUGGUUUCCAACAAUUAUAUCCUCAUCAUCUUAACUCAGAGAAAAGUAAUUAUUAUUUUCUGCAUGUGAUAUGGAGCUAUGCUUUCUGUUUAUAUGACUGAGCUUCAAUUGAAAAUCUGAAACAGUCUCCAUUUCCUCGUGUGUUAGAGAUCCAUUCUUUACCUUCAUGUAUCAUUUGACAGGAAGUCCUCUUCUUGUUGUAUCACUGAACUUGAAUUAAACCUCCUAGUAUGAAUGCUGUUCUUGAACUCUUUUAGACCUAACUAAAGAAAAAUGCUUUUUCAAAAUUUA
Molecule: messenger RNA, 1735 nt
Organism: Nelumbo nucifera (sacred lotus)
Lineage: Eukaryota; Viridiplantae; Streptophyta; Magnoliopsida; Proteales; Nelumbonaceae
Product: transcription factor bHLH79-like
Biological process (GO): regulation of DNA-templated transcription
Cellular component (GO): nucleus
Molecular function (GO): DNA-binding transcription factor activity; protein dimerization activity
Source: RefSeq, a predicted model, not a curated record